This is a messenger RNA of Mixia osmundae IAM 14324, 465 nucleotides long. RefSeq lists its product as uncharacterized. The record is from RefSeq and is a predicted model, not a curated record. The transcript has a single exon. Lineage: Eukaryota; Fungi; Basidiomycota; Mixiomycetes; Mixiales; Mixiaceae. The annotation marks the transcript as partial.
CAAUGGCAGCGCUCGCAGCCAAGCCGGCCAGAGCCAGACUCAAUCCUAAGUUCAGCGCGCCGCCGACGAGAAUUGCAGAUGUGCACCGUUGAGCCCCGUCACUCCUNNCGAGCUACUUGNUGAGCUGUAAUGCAAUGCUCGGCACCUUAAUGAGUCGCUAAGCGAAAUGAGCCGUCCGCUUUUCGACUGCUGUGCUGCGAAACAACAAUGGCGCUCUUGCUCGCGGCAUCUCUCGCAAGCGUGGCAGCAUGUGAAAUACUGCCAUGCAGGACGACUGACGAGACGGUACUAUGUGAAAUGUAUUCCAGGCCUGUGGAGGUCUGCGAGCAAGCGGAGGGAAUUUUCGACGCCUCAUCUUGGCUCACCUGGUCUGCACGAAGGCACUCUCGCUAAAAAUCGUCUCUAUGAGUGCCGUGAUGCCCGAGUCACUCGGCAAGCGCUGUCGACUCGAAGCUUCAAGGUCAA